Molecule: messenger RNA, 952 nt
Organism: Lolium rigidum
Lineage: Eukaryota; Viridiplantae; Streptophyta; Magnoliopsida; Poales; Poaceae
Exons: 3
Coding region: 100-786 (228 amino acids)
Source: RefSeq, a predicted model, not a curated record
CGGACAGAACCAUGAACAUAUUCAUAUCGCAUCCUCGUGGUACCAUGGUUCAUCAGAAAACAGAAGCCAGAUAAGAGAAGAACAGAAGAGAGAGAGAAGAUGCUGCUGGCGAAGGGCUCCCUGGACCUGGUGCUGGUGCCGUGUGGCAUGGUCAUCAUGUUCGGCUACCACCUCAUCCUCCUCUACCGGAUUCUCCGGCGUCCCGGCACCACCGUCAUCGGCUACGAGAACCACAACAAGCUGGCGUGGGUUCGUCGCAUGACCCAGGCGACUCCAGAGGAGACGGCGCUGGCGCUGAGCGUAAUCUCCAGCAGCAUCGCCGCAUCGACGAACCUGGCCUCGUUGUCCAUUGCGCUGGGCUCGCUCAUCGGUGCGUGGGUCAGCAGCACGUCCAAGGUGUUCAUGACAGAGCUUGUCUACGGCGACAACAGCCAAGCCACGGCGGCGGUCAAGUACAUCUCCCUCCUCGUCUGCUUUCUGGUGUCCUUCACUUGCUUCAUCCACUCUGCAAGGCGAUUUCAGGUACUAUGUCCAGGCCAGCUUCCUGGUAACCACGCUGGACUCCGACAUUCCAGCGAGUUACAUGCAGCAUGCGGUGAUCCGAGGCGGCAACUUCUGGUCCAUGGGACUCCGAGCACUCUACUUCGCGACGACUCUGCUCAUGUGGAUCUUCGGGCCAAUACCAAUGUUUGUCUGCUCGGUGUUCAUGGUGUUCACCCUGCACAUGCUGGACAGGAACUCCCUGCCACUGCACCAGCACCAGUUUACAGUCAGGAAACGGCAUGACCAGAGAGCUGUGGCAACUACUGUAGCUACAAGGCACCCCAGUCCUCAAAAUGCAAUUUUCAGUAACCCUAUAUUAUCGCCUGUAACAUUUUACAAUUGAUCAUGUAAAUGUUCUGUUACAGAACUUGCCCACACGUGCAAAGUUUCAUUAAACAAUUUUCAUUCA